AUGCGUCAACGCAGUCGUAAGCAGCGCAUACAUGGUGACGAUGAUGCCUUGCCCGACUUCACCCGUCACACUCUCCGUUCGGUCCAGGCAUCAUGGGAAUUCUUUCUAGCAUGGCUACGAAUCACAUGGUUUGACAUAUUUGUCAUGUCAGCGAUGGGUGGCGCUGCUCUAGGCAUCUACAAUGCCCCUCUGGCCGCGACGCGAAACUUUCCCAUCACGUUUAACGGUACCGGGGAUAUUGUCUAUCCUCAGUGGGCUUACCCUGAUCGCGGCUGGAUCAUCGACACCUGGCUGUCCGCAUUACUCUCCGCCCUCAUUCCUAUCGCGGUCAUCCUCCUCGCCCAGUUCCGCGUGAGGAACAUAUGGGACGUGAACAACGGCAUCAUCGGCCUCAUCUUUUCCAUCUCGCUCGCCACACUGAUUCAAGUCAUCAUAAAACAGUUAAUCGGCGGCUUUCGCCCUUACUUUCUGGCCGUCUGCAUGCCCGACAUCACGCGCGCAGUCACCAACAACUCGACCGGACUCAACGCCGUCGGCUUCCAGCAAAUCAUGUACUCGGUCGACAUUUGCACGCAGCCGGACCGCGACAAAUUGAAGAAUGCAAUGACGUCCUUUCCCUCAGGCCACUCCACGGCCGCGUUCGCCGGCUACGUCUAUUUAUUUCUGUAUCUGAACGCUAAACUCAAGGUGUGGGCAGACUAUCGCCCGGCGCUUUGGAAGAUUGCGUUGACUUUUGCACCACUUCUCGGCGCUCUGCUUAUCGCCUGUUCCCUGACGAUAAACCAAGCUCACAAUUGGUAUGACAUUGUGGCUGGAAGUGCCAUCGGAAUUGCUGUGGCCUUUGGCUCAUUUCGUGGAUGCUACGCUGCUAUCUGGGACUGGCGGUUCAACCACAUUCCUCUCCAGAGGCGCGAUCAGUUCGUUUACUCUCCGGAAGAUGGAACGGAAUAUCGAAACGACGUGUUCACGAGAUCUGGUGGCUGGGGAGUGAUUAGGGAAGAAGCGACAGAGAAGAACUCGCCCAAUGGACGAAGCGGUGCUUACUACGCUGCCCAGCAGACUGCGUAUCACGGAGCAUCAGAUAGGGAUACCCUGCCGUCACAACUACCACGAACACGCUAUAAACAGCAUAGGCAUCGACCCCGGGGAGACGAUGUCGUUUGA
Colletotrichum orchidophilum is the source of this 1164-nucleotide messenger RNA. RefSeq names its product PAP2 superfamily protein. Gene Ontology annotation, biological process: phospholipid metabolic process. Gene Ontology annotation, molecular function: phosphatidate phosphatase activity. Lineage: Eukaryota; Fungi; Ascomycota; Sordariomycetes; Glomerellales; Glomerellaceae. The record is from RefSeq and is a predicted model, not a curated record. The transcript has 2 exons. The coding region runs from base 1 to 1164 and encodes 387 amino acids.